Molecule: messenger RNA, 1960 nt
Organism: Psylliodes chrysocephalus
Lineage: Eukaryota; Metazoa; Arthropoda; Insecta; Coleoptera; Chrysomelidae
Source: the annotation of a GenBank genome assembly
UGUCAAUUUACUAUUUUUUUUUAUAAAAUGCAUGGAAAAAAUGUUUCUAUUAUUUAGUUUAUAUAUAGAACAUUUCUGUUCUAAUAUUUAGUUUACAAAAUUUUGUGUUUUUAUAAUUUCAUAAACGCUAUAUGAUUCAUGCGAAUAGAACCACAGGAAAAUAAAAAAAAAUCAUAGCAACAUCCAUCUGUAUUAUGAAUGUUUACUACGCCCAUGAAAAUCUAAGAGAUCCAGGUGUAAUAAGUGAUUGUGACACAAUGGCUGAACUAGCUGCUCUACUGAGAUCAGAAAUUCCAGAGGGGCGGAGCAGUCUUUCAGAAAAUCACACAAAUCUUCAAAGAGUAGCAGAAUACUGUGAAGCAAAUUAUUUCCAAAAUGAGAAUAAGCGGAUGGCAUUGGAUGAGACCAAAAAUUAUACAACACAGUCAUUAGCUAGUGUGGCUUAUCAAAUUAACACCCUUGCUUAUAAUUUUUUACAAUUAUUGGAUCUUCAGACCACACAGCUAGCUGAGAUGGAGAGUCAAAUGAAUCACAUUUCUCAGACUGUUAUGAUACACAAAGAAAAAGUAGCCAGAAGGGAAAUUGGGGUACUAACAGCUAAUAAAUCAACAAAUAGGCAAUAUAAAAUUAUUGCACCUGCAAAUCCUGAAAAACCAAUUAAAUAUUUGAGGAAACCCAUUGACUAUACAAUAUUUGAUGAAAUUGGUCAUGGGGUUAGAAGUGCCGGUACUCCUAGGCAAAAGCAAAGAGGGUCUAGUCAGGGCAGUAUACAAUCUUUAAAUUCUAUGCAGGGAAUGCAAGGAAAUCCUAUGGUUGGUCCUGCUCCUACUACUAAACCACCUACACCUCCACAAGUCUCAAGAACUUCUAGUAAAGUUUCUGUUUCUGGUGGAACUUUAAGUAAAGGAAGUCGUGAAUAUAGAACUCCACCUGCAGUAGCUCCACCACAGGUGCCCAGCCACUAUGCACCCAACUAUCCCAUUGGUCAUCCGCGUCGCGAGAGAGGCCCUGGUUAUGGAACUCUUCCAAUGACUGGUGCUCAUCAACCUGGACCACAGGUCGGCAUGGUUCAUCCAAUGACACAGCAGCAACAAGUAGUACAGCCCCAGACACCGCCUCCACCUCCACCUCCUGAUUCCAGAAAUUAUAUGCAGGAGCAACAUUUGAGCAUGCCACCUCCCCCAUCUCCAUUAAUAAAUACUCAGGAGAUGGUACUUUCAUCCAAUCAACAUCACCCUAUGAUGAUGGGUGGUCAACAUGUUCCAGUCCCACAAGGCAGUCUGGGUAUGCACACAUUAUCCCAUGCUCAAGGGCAUCGCAUUUCUCAACAAUUAGCAGCGAACUUUGCUAGGCAAAAUAGUGGAGCACAGUCUCCGCCUUUACCACCACCUCCUCCUCCAGAAGAUGAACAUGAGGCUUUUGGAAGACCACAUUCUUCAGGCGUUAUGCCUAUUGUUCCAGAUGAGGAAGAUUUACCGGGAUGGGUGCCUAAGAAUUAUAUCGAAAAAGUUGUAGCCAUUUACGACUAUUAUGCGGAUAAAGAUGACGAAUUGAGUUUUCAAGAAAGUUCCGUAAUUUAUGUUUUGAAGAAGAACGAUGAUGGUUGGUGGGAAGGUGUCAUGGAUGGUAUAACAGGACUCUUCCCUGGAAAUUAUGUAGAACCAUGCGUAUAAAAACAUUAGCUAAUAUUUAGCAUAAAUAAUAAUAUAUUUUUAAUUUUAGUUUAAUUAAUGGAUAACAUCUCCUUGUAUUAUGAUUCCAUCAUCAACAGAAGAAGUUUCAAAACAAUAAUUUUCAAACUAUAGAUCUAAUUUGUAAGGUAAAAAUUAGUUAACUAUUUUUAAGACCAAUGAAUUACCCAAAUUUACUGUAAUCGUGGGAUCAUAAUAUAAGUCUUCUCAUAAUAUUUUAAUCAAUAUGGUAAAAAAUAUAUGAGUAUGUUGGAGUAAAAAGAAUAGAG